UGAUGUCAUAUGUCUGACGGGGAAAAGAGCUCUAGCUCAGUGGGGUUCAAUCCCCGGCAUCUCCAAGUAGGGUUGGGAACCUCUCCCGCCUGAAACCACACACAGCCGAGAAUAAGCCCCACGACGCGGCCAAUUAGAACUCCCUUGGCUCGGCGCCCCGAAAGAAAAGCAGCUGCGCAGCUGGAGUUAUCGACAUGCCAACCACAACGCUCACCUUACAACGCGGUCCCCCCCUUCUUCAUCCCGUCACCAGCCUUCUCCCGCUCCGUCAUUGGCGUUCUCUUUUCCCCGCCUUAGCGGCCGGCUUUGCUGUUACGGUUGCCCGGGAAGCCCCGCUCCGAAAUGGCGGCCGUUUCUAGUGGCAACAAGAGCUUCAAGGGCGAGCGGGUUUUAGAAAAACAGUUGAAGAUAUGUGGCUUUAAGAAAAAUAAAGAAGUCACAGAUUUGUAUCUUGGUGAAAAAGGAUUAGAAGAAGUCCCUGAUUUAUCACGGUUCCGGAUAUUAAGGUUUUUGUGGCUAAAUAAUAAUAAGAUUCAGAAUCUAACUUUCUUGAAGCAUAACUGCUGCCUGACAGAACUAUACCUCAACGAUAACGAAAUCAGAAAUAUAGCAGGUACUCUGAAACAUGUGCAUUCAUUGCAGAUCCUACUGCUUCACAACAAUCGUCUGAAAAACCUGGAGAAAACUGUGAAAGAGCUACAGGGAAUGCAGUAUCUACAUACCCUAAACCUGUUUAAUAACCCUCUGUCACAAGAUCGCAGAUACCAUCUCUGUGUAAUAUACCACAUUCCUUCAGUAACUUUGCUUGACAGAAAAGAAAUAACUACAAAACAAAGAGAAUCUGCUCUGCAUAUUUACAACCAUGAAAAGACCCUUGUCCUUCAGUCUAUAGGAUUUGGAAAGAGAAUAGAUGUACCACUAUUGCCUAAGACAGCAUUUUGCCUGACGCCCACCAAAGUAAUGCGCUUGCCUCCAGGUUGCGAGUUUGGAAAUCACCUGGUUAAGAAAACUUGUCAUUUUUUGUUGUUGUUUGGAAGAAUUCCAUUUGAAAAUCCAGAAGAUGCAGUCUUUAUAAGGGCAAUGAAGCGGUCUGUAAUGGAAUUCUCCACUGUCGAUUGGGAGACAAUGCCCACUUGUGAAGAAAGACGCCUUGGCACCGAUCCAGAAAAACGGCCAGAGAGACUGACAAUUAAGUUUAGAUAAGAGUAACUUUUCUUAGGAAAUGUCUCUUUUGCCAUUAUUUGUGUUACUGCAUUUUAAACCUCAAAGUCAUUUCAAAUCUAGAUACAUGUUACCAUUUUAACACCUAAUGUAUAGUAUGCAAGCAGGAUACUUCAAGCUAUAAUUGUAAUUGGUUACUUAAAACCAGUGUCAUAGCUCAUGGAUUGAAGUUGUCUUGUUGAGCAAUUAACCAUUGUUUGUUGUAAGCCAGGUUCUUGGUUUGCACAUAUUUGAAACUAAAAAUAAAGUUGGCAGAAGUUGUCCUCUUUGGCACACAAGAGUAGGAAACUGCAUUCAGACCAACUCAGAUCUCUCUCUUAACUACUCUUACACCAGAAACUACACCCUGGCUUAUACGAGAAGCCGCACUUCCUAGUGAUGGUAGCAUCUUGUGUUGCUUGGCAGCACAACUUCUGAAUGGUCACUAUUUCCCCUGGGUGUGCUGCAGGCCCUGUAAGGACAGCAAAUGACUUGGAAUCAUUGACGUUCUGGUGGCGCACUCACCAUCCCACGGCAGCCUCUCUUCUUGCGGUAGUAAGCGUCACGUCAUAAAUUCAUGUUUUUCAGAGCUGCCACACACUGGGCUGACAUAAUCAAGCUAUCUACUAUGGCCCUAAAGUCAAAGACCUAAAGUCUUGGUCCUGGUCAGUUGCUGGCAGUUAAGACCGCAUGAGUGCAUAUGUGAAAAAUAUUUUUGGCUCCAAUGUGCAUCACUGGAUUUGCUUACACUGAAUUGCCAUUUUAUUGCCCAUUCAGCUAAUUUGGAGAGGUUUUGCAUUCAGAAGGAUUUAGCCUCAAGUCCUAGAUGUGGGGAUGCAAAGCUAAGAAAUAGAAUUGUUUAGGCAGCCUA
Rhineura floridana is the source of this 2071-nucleotide messenger RNA. It is a transcript of the gene LRRC72, whose product is annotated as leucine rich repeat containing 72. NCBI's taxonomy places the organism in Eukaryota, Metazoa, Chordata, Lepidosauria, Squamata, Rhineuridae. The record is from RefSeq and is a predicted model, not a curated record. Gene Ontology annotation, molecular function: protein binding. Bases 343 to 1203 code for a protein of 286 amino acids. The transcript has 9 exons.